Molecule: messenger RNA, 3266 nt
Organism: Anoplopoma fimbria (sablefish)
Lineage: Eukaryota; Metazoa; Chordata; Actinopteri; Perciformes; Anoplopomatidae
Gene: scd
Product: stearoyl-CoA desaturase (delta-9-desaturase)
Exons: 6
Coding region: 137-1135 (332 amino acids)
Biological process (GO): response to fatty acid; unsaturated fatty acid biosynthetic process
Cellular component (GO): endoplasmic reticulum membrane
Molecular function (GO): iron ion binding; stearoyl-CoA 9-desaturase activity; palmitoyl-CoA 9-desaturase activity
Source: RefSeq, a predicted model, not a curated record
GCGAGCAUUCACUCUCUCUUUCCCCCCUUUACUGUACUUUUCUCCCUAUUCUUUUUCCCUUUUUUUUUUUAGGCAGCCAGAAUCUCUUUUCCCUCUCGUCUGCUUCAUCUCUGAGCAUCACCAAACCGCAGCCACAAUGACAGAGACGGAGGCGUUGGUGAAGAAGCAGCACAAGUCGAGCAAUGGAAAUGUUCCAGAAGCCUCCAGAGAAGACGUGUUUGAUCACACAUACAAAGAAAAAGAGGGCCCCAAACCUCCCAACAUCAUCGUUUGGAGAAAUGUGGUUUUGAUGACUCUGUUGCAUAUAGGAGCCUUCUACGGACUGUCCCUCGUCCCUUCAGCAUCUCCUUUGACCUUGCUUUGGUCCUUACUUUGUUUUUUGAUAAGUGCUUUAGGAGUAACUGCAGGAGCUCAUCGCCUGUGGAGUCACAGAUCCUACAAGGCCACAUUACCUCUAAAGAUCUUUCUUGGUAUGGCCAACUCCAUGUCAUUUCAGAAUGAUAUCUAUGAGUGGGCUCGAGACCACAGGGUUCACCACAAGUAUUCUGAGACAGAUGCUGACCCACACAACGCCGUCCGGGGCUUCUUCUUCUCUCACAUUGGCUGGCUGUUGGUGCGCAAACACCCUGACGUCAUAGAGAAAGGAAAAAAGCUGGAACUCACUGACCUGCUGUCUGACAAAGUUGUAAUGUUCCAAAGGAAGUACUACAAGCCGUCUGUGCUGGUCAUGUGCUUCUUCGUCCCCAUGGUCGUGCCUUGGUACAUGUGGGGGGAGUCUCUGUGGAUAGCGUACUUCGUCCCGGCUCUGCUGAGGUACACCUUGGUGCUGAACGCCACCUGGCUGGUCAACAGCGCGGCUCACAUGUGGGGAAACAGGCCCUAUGACAAGAACAUCAACCCCCGGGAGAACAAGUUUGUCGCAUUCAGCGCUAUAGGUGAGGGAUUUCACAACUAUCACCACACGUUCCCCUUUGACUAUGCAACCAGCGAGUUUGGCUGCAAGUGGAACAUUACCACGUGUUUCAUCGACACCAUGUGCUUCUUGGGCCUGGCCACGGAUCCCAAGAGAGUGACCCACGAGCUGGUCACGGCUCGAUUACAGCGCACCGGAGACGGAAGUCACCGGAGUGGCUAAGAUCGAUGAUUUGCGGUCAGCUUCGAAGGGAAAACAAUCAAAAAGAAGAAGCUUCACAGUCCUUUGACAGCUAUACAUUUCUCAUCCACUGAGGAUAAAAGUCAUCUUCAUGAGGGCCUUGACCACAUUCUGUAGCUGUAACUUAAAUCAUUUGUUCAGGAUGGAUAAAAAAAACAAAACACAUUUUGCAAAGCUCUUUGCCUUGGUUCCUGUUGUUCAGUCAUCUUGCAAAGAUGCUCUAGAUCUGAAGUAGAUACAUUUUUAGUCAUGUAUCUUCAUUCUCUGCUGUUUUUGCAUCCUUCAUGCAAGGUCAGUCACGUGUAGCCGAUCAUUUUAUGUAAGUAUUACUCAAUUAUUAAUCAAAAUAGAUAAGAAGUGGAGCUCUGAGAAUUUCGAGUAACAAUGUUCUGACUGAUAAGAUAUGAUACUUAUAGGCGACUGUUGUCUUUGCUUGUUUACAGCCAGUUUUUACCGUUCUGAUAUAAAGACAAUUAACUUUUUGAGCGCUUUAAGAUCUAGAGAAAAAAAGAGAUGAGAGUUUGAAUGAUUUUGUUAAAAAAAAGUUGUUUGGCUUUAAUGAAAUAUGAUGGAAGAGUGAUGGAAUCCAGACCAUCUUCUUAUAACCUGGCUUUACUGACAAUAGAUUCAUGCAGUGUGUUGCAGUUUGUACCAAAAUAUAUAGAAAAAACUAAGACUAACACAUACUGCAUUUAGUCUGCGUAGUAAAUGGAUUGGGUUUUCCCCAGAAAAUAUAGUUGAGGCAUUUAUCAUAAAAAAAUAAUAAAAAAAAUCCCUUUCAAUUUCAACAGCAAGAUAAAUGUAAUUUGAAUUUAGAAACACGCCUUUUUCAAUCACCUUUUUUGUGUUUUUAAUGAAUAUAUCAUAGUGCCAAGAGCGUGCCAACUGUCAACAUAUUUAUAAGCAUCUCGAUGGUCCACCAGAGCACACCUAAGUCGAUAUUGCUUCUUGACCCAACAUCAUUGUGGGAGUUUUUUAACAUUGUGUCAUCAGUGGCUUAGCUUCCUCUUUUUAUCCAACAUGUCCCCCUUUUGUCCAGAAACAUCUGCAGCAGAGAUCUCAUUGGUCGAUGUUGCAGCCAGUCAUGUGACAGUUCUGGUGUUACAAAACAACAUGCCACCCAUGCAUGAUGAUUUACUGUAGUAGGUGUUGUGGUGAGGUGCUUUAUCGGUGACUCUAAUGGCAGAGCUGUGUCUAUUUUUGUAACGUACUGUGGAGCCGCAUCGCUUUUGGAUCAUCAGAACUGUUGCCGUGGUGAUUUCUGAGACGGGGUUAGGUUUCCCUUUGAUGUCCUACAAAGCUGAUUGUCAUUGCUAAAAUUCAGGUGCAUCAAUGUUAAUGCUAAUUUUUAAUUCUGGUUUGCGGAAUGAUUAUAUUAUCGUAUUUAUUUAGUUGUUUUUUUUUACCCCUUAUUGACUAAAAAGAAGGAUUGCUCUAACCUGAACCAAUUUCCUACACUCCAACAUUUGGCAGUAACAUUUAUCAAAUUGGAGCUCCUGUUUAUUUGUUAAGAGUCAGAAUAGAACCUAAUGCCUUAUGACUUGCAUCCAUUCCUGAUCUUCUUCGCGUCAAAUCUGACCAAGGUCCAUGUUUACAGGCUGAAGCACUGGAUGGAACAUUGUUUUUUAUUCUGAAAAACACAUUUAUUUAUAAAAAAUUAUAAAAGGCAAAUUGACAACAGCAAUUGACAAAAACAAAGUGCUUUAAAUAGAGAAUAGAAUUUCAUAUUCCAAGAAUACAAAUUAAAACGCCUGGUGUAAAUGUUCAAUCAACAGAUUUAACCUGCAAAAUAUGGGACCUUAUGUGCCAACUAGUUCCAACCCAUCAGGGGCUGUCAUGAGGGAUGUAAGAGCACCAACAGAACACUUAACAGAAACCCGACGAUAUCACAAGCCAUUCAAACAACUCCUGCUGCCCAGACUGACCAGAAUCAACAUUUUCCUAAUUACAGGAUCAAUUGGUUGUCGGUCUGAAUGAUAAUGUCAAAUCUCAACUGUAUUCUAUUCUGAAAUAAAAAUUCACAAUAUUUUCAAUACACACAAUUAACAGUUUCUGCUCUUCAUUUUUCGAUUUGUAUUCAUUGUGUCUCUCUGAAAUAAAUCUUCAAUGCAAA